CGCCCGCCCGGCCCGCCAUGGCCGCGCGCCCCGGGCCGCUGUGGCUCGUGGGUCUGGCGCUGUGCGCGCUGAGCGGUGGUGGUCCCGGCCCGCGCCCCCCGGCUGGCUGCCCGGUCCGCCGCCUGGGCCCGCGCGAGCGCCGCGACAUGCAGCGCGAGAUCCUGGCGGUGCUGGGGCUGCCCGGGCGGCCCCGGCCCCGCGCGCCGCCCGCCGCCGCCCGGCUGCCCGCUUCGGCGCCGCUCUUCAUGCUGGACCUGUACCACGCCAUGGCCGACGACGACGACGAGGACGGCGGCCCCCCGGAGUGGCCCCCGGGCCGCGCCGACCUGGUCAUGAGCUUCGUCAACAUGGUGGAGCGUGACCGCACCCUGGGCUACCAGGAGCCCCACUGGAAGGAGUUCCGCUUCGACCUGACCCAGAUCCCAGAGGGCGAGGCAGUCACAGCCGCCGAGUUCCGGAUUUACAAGCUGGCCAGCGCCCACCUGCUCAACAGGACCCUGCACGUCAGCAUGUUCCAGGUGGUCAGGGAGCAGUCCAACAGGGAGUCUGACUUGUUGUUUUUGGAUCUUCAGACGCUCCGAGCUGGGAUCGAAGGCUGGCUGGUGCUGGAUGUGACAGCAGCCAGUGACCGCUGGUUGUUGAGCCGGAACAAGGACCUGGCGCUCCGCCUCUAUGUGGAAAUGGAUGAUGGGCACAGCGUGGAUCCUGGCCUGGCCGGUCUGCUGGGGCGACAGGCGCCACGCUCCAAGCAGCCUUUCCUGGUCACCUUUUUCAGGGCAAACCCCAGUCCCAUCCGAGCCCCUCGGGCAGCCAGGCCCCUGAAGAGGAGGCUGCCGAAGAAAACCAACGAGCUGCCACAUGCAAACAGACUUCCAGGGAUUUUUGAUGAUGUUCACGGCGCCCACGGCCGGCAGGUUUGCCGGCGGCAUGAGCUCUAUGUCAGCUUCCAGGACCUCGGCUGGCUGGACUGGGUCAUUGCUCCCCAAGGCUACUCGGCCUAUUACUGUGAGGGGGAGUGCUCGUUCCCACUGGAUUCGUGCAUGAACGCCACCAACCACGCCAUCCUGCAGUCCCUGGUGCACCUGAUGAAGCCAGAUGCAGUCCCCAAGGCGUGCUGCGCCCCCACCAAGCUGAGUGCCACCUCCGUGCUCUACUAUGACAGCAGCAACAAUGUCAUCCUGCGCAAGCACCGCAACAUGGUGGUCCGGGCCUGCGGCUGCCAUUGAGGCCAGUGCCCGCCGUGGGGGGACCCCCUUCCGCCCAGGACAGGCCCCUCUCCAGAGCCAGGAAACCCUCAAACCUCGCCAGACUUCCGGUGGGUUGGCCCUCACAGAUCAAUGUAUCUGUGUUCCUCUCUCCUUCCUGCCAGGGCUGGAUCUUCUCCAGGCCCCGCUGCCCCCUUCCCUGCCUGAGGUUUGUGACAGUCUCUUGGCCUCCAGGCCUGGUGGUCUGAGUCAUCAAGCAGGUUCUCUCCCAGCUGUCUCCUCGAAAAGCAGGUGCUGCCCAACAUUUUGCAUUUGGAACAAAAGUCUGAGGACCUAUUCUUGUCCAUUGCUGGCCCGGGCUUCGGGUAAUAUGGGGUGAACUGAGAAGCACCUGGGGCCCCAAAUGGCUACCUCGGGCUCUUCACGGUUCAUUUCAGGGCAUGGAUAUGUGUAGACAUGGUCUAGUCCACCUCCGGUUGCCUGCCCCUCCCAGGCAUUUUCUGGGCACUUUUGUUAGAAUGUGGACUUGCCCUCAUUGUUGUGUCGUUGUGGAUCUGAAUAUCAGCCUGCUGAGAGGCAUGUGGGUCAACUCAAGAAAGAGCUGAUGAACAUGAUGUAAGGCAAAGGCCAAUGGCAUCUGUCUCCCCCCAUCCCCUGCCUUGAUCUGCCUCUGCUGUCUGGGGAAGAAGUGCCAGGCAUGGACAUUUGACCUUUGUAGAAACAAAAAAUUUGGAGGGCCUCAUUCGCCUGUCAUCACAUUGAAUCAUGAGGAGCUCAGCUCCCUGGAAAAGUUACCUUUUUAUUGAACCUAGCAGGUAGAUACAUUGGGUGGUCCAGGAGGACAACGCUCAGCACAGAUGACAUCAUUUCGCUUUCCCUUUGGCAUGGCAAACAUCAGUCACCAAACUUGGUAUUUUUUCUUUCCAAACCUGUAUAGAAUUUCAAAAUGAUCCAUAUUAAAACUCCACACAGCCACUGCCAAGAGAUCAGAGUUGACACGUGAAGUGAAAACUGUUUGCCAUCUUCUGGUGUGCUAAGGAGCGAUCCCCUUCAUCCACAGCCAUACCUCCGUGACCCUGGACAGCCUGUGGCUGGGGCUAGGGCCUCCCAGCACCUGCUUAUGUCCAGAAGUUGUCAGAAACAGGCUGUCAUAAUCUGCACCACCCUGUACGCCCUGGAGCGCUGUCCUGUUUCUCAAGACCUGUGAGCCAAAGAAAAGGCCCCCGUCCCAGGGGAGUGACAGCCAGUAACAAGGCUGGCCCCGGGUGGGGAGGUUCCCGGAAACCGCUGUUCUCCUUGGAGCAGCCACCACAGGCAGCUGGGCUGUUUAUUUGAUUUCUGACUUGCUAAGCCUGUAAUUUACCUGCUGGCACAGAGUCCAGCUGCCCGAACCCUAAAAUACUGUCAUUAAAAGCAGUUCGUGGGGCCGCCCCACCCUACAGGCAUAGCCCAGCCAAGGUGGAGCCCCCCCAUGUGCCCAAGAAUGAGUCCUUCAGCAGUCAUUCCGCACCCCAAGGAGGGACCCGGGACAGCAAAUGUGGACGCUGGGGCCCUGCUGCAGGACAGCGGCCCCUCCACAGGGACCGGGAGGUGAGUCUGGAGUGAGCACAGAGGGAGACCCUCCCUGUACACAGAGGAUGGGCCCAGACUCUUGACAAAGUGGUGAGUUCUCCAUCGGUGCAGGUAUCUAAACUCUGGCUUAGAGGUUAGGAGACCAGACUCAUAGGUGGCUUCUCCCUCUGGGCCUCAUUUUCCAUCUAUACCUGAAGGCAGGGCGCUUUUUGGGUCUCCAAAGGGCCUCCUGCCAGGAAUCUGUCUGCCAGCCCUUUCUCACACUGUACCCAGAAACAGCCUCAUGAUCCUGAACUUGGGGGUCCGGUGGCAGUCAGAUCAGAGUUGGUAUAUAAUAGGGAACCUGUUUGCCAUUCUAGUCCUUUGACACUUCUGUCUUUCUAACAUCAAGGACUGUCCUUUAGGCAAAUAUAAAUUUAAUAUUAGCCAAUUAUUUUAGCUAUUUUUUACUUCACCUGGUAUGUUUUGUGCCCAGCCAACAGCCCAGCACAAUUCGGGGUGCACCAGGAAUGUCUGUCAGACAUUAUAAACAAAGGUUUAUAGACUAGGAGUGCACCUCACCUGUCAGGGUGAGCAUGGCACGAAUGCCUGGAGGUUGUCCCCCUCCGUUUGCAUGCCCAACACCUGAAGAGUAAGCCUUUGCCUGCUGACCUGGGUCAGACUUACAGCAACUGUCACCAUCCCCGCCGUCACUGAAUGAGAUCGCGCAGAAAAAGCCCUGAGCAGAGAAACAAUUGUGAAUGGAUAUAAGGCCCACGCAUUUUAUCCCGUUUAUUGCAGGAUACUGCAUGCACUCACUGCAUGCUAUGUAUUCCCAGUUACCUGUUUGCUGAGCCACGCAUGGCAGCGGCAGGGAGCGGCCCACACGCCACCGUUUCCCUCUCUCUUGCUCAAGGCAUGGCUUAUCUGGGUGCACGGGACCAGGAUAAAUACGGGCGGUUGGUUAGACGCACCGAUAGCUCUGAGUCAGCGACUGCUGCCAGGAAGGGGGGACUGUGGGCUGUGGGAAAAGGCUGAGAAGAAACGCAGCGGUCAGUCUUAGUUUGGGCAGUGCGAGGCUAGCCUCAAGGCCAAGUCAACACGUCAGUGUUCACAGUUUUCUAAGGUGGGGAAGUGACCCAUUAUGGAAAAAUCCCUAAGAAAUAGAAAAAGAGGCAGCAUAGCAAGAGGACAGAAUUUUGAAGUCAAAUGGGUUUGAAUCCGUUUUUCUUUUGUGGAGCAAGGUAUUGGUUCUUUCCUUCUAGGCUAUUACAAACAUACGGACAUUCACAUUUAGGACAAUGUCUGCCAUCUGAACGCUUAGCAACAGGCGCCUGUUGGCAUCAUUACAAAAGGAUUUACUGAUUUGCUUAGCCCUUUCCAUGUUUGUCCACUAAAUCUCCUCCCAGAAAGUGUGGAGUAUUUCAGAGUUGUGCUUUUUCCUGGAAAAUCUAGACCCUGCAAUCUGUGGAGGGAAGACCUUGUGUGCCCACUUGCUUUCCAGGCCUAAGGAAAACGCCUGGUUAUGGCCAAGGCAGUGAAUAUUUCCCUGUGUUCCCAGAGGCAAGGGGAUCCCACCAGCCUGCUGAAGGUACAAAGCUUGACCCACCUCUUAAAAAAAAUGGGUUUUUCAUUUAUUACAAAAAUAAUGCAGUUUUGGAGGAAAAAUUGGAAAAAAAUGCAACUGAAAUCACAGUUGUAUGACUCAGAUAAACACACUUAAUAUUUUGGUGAAUUUAUUUCUAGGCUUUUUUCUUAGCAUAUACACAUACAGAUGUUUAUAUAUUAUAGACAGAUAUGUUUACAAAAUUGGGAUCAUACCCUCUUCUAUAAAUUGUUUUGAAAUAUGCUUUUCCCACUUUAUUAUGCAGUAAAAAAAUUUUCCUGUUAAUAAAUGUUUUUUGAAAACAUGGCUUUUUAGAUUUUUAACCCCCGAAGCCUACGAGACUCAGUGUUCACAACUAAAAAGUAGGUCCUUAGCCUUCCUGGGAGGGUUGCUGCAGGUUGUCAUGACUGGCACCUAGAGCCCACCGUGCCUGAAAGCAGACCUGCUGUCUAAGAGGGAGCUCCAGCAGCCGCAGCAGGCCUGAUCUCAGGGCCACAGCCCAAAGCAGUCUGUGCACUGGCAAAACCCAGCCCUGUUUGCCACAAUGGAGCAAUGUAUACACCAACCAGGUCACCCUGGAUGGGAGCCAGGCGGACCAAGGAAGGCACUCUGCCCUUUGGGCCAUAGCAGAUGCUGCACGGCACCUUCAGGUCCACUUCUGUCAGUGCACAGACUUCCCACGGAACAGGCUGGUGCUGGGCUGUGACAGCGGAACCAGGCCAUGGGGCCACUCUUCCCUGGGCCCCAGGCCCCUCCUGCCUGGCAGAGAAGAGCAUGGCUUCCUUGAGUCUCCCCAGAGGGUCCAGACUAAUUAUAAGGACCAUGACUAUGUCUUCCCCCAGGGCCUUGGGCCCCUGCCAUAGCCUGAGGCUAGAGCCCAGUAAACCUCCCAGGACCACAUUAAAGUAUGGGGAAGCAGGCCAAGUUUCCUAUCCCAGUUCUGCCAUAUUCUGGGUGCAUGUCACCCGAGCCUUGGUUUCCCUCUGUAUAGAGUUCCACUGUGGAUACGAUGAUAAUACCCGUGGAUACUCCGGAGUGCACUGGGAUGGGCAGUGGUGCCCAGUGGGUGCUAACAGAGAAGAAGAGAAAGCAACAAGGUCAUUGUCACAGAAGUUAGUUCCCUCUUGGGAGGUGGCCAUGCGCCAUGCUAUGCCCUUUAAACAAAACUUUCCUAGUGACUGACCUGUGAUGGCCAGCGUUUGCCCUCACAGUGGAAGCCUGUGCUUUGGGGGAAGGUCUCCUUUGGAAGCCCCACAGGGCCAAGGGUAACCAUGUGGUACAUCCUGGCCACAGGGAGACAGAAACCCCAAGCAGGAGCUCAGCAAAGGGCUGGGAGUCUGUUGGGCCCAGAGUAGCCAGAGGCAGGGUGAGAAUGCCAUCAUCCCUCACAGGAGCGCUCCUGGGGCCACCAGGGCCAGGAGGCAUUAGGCCUCUCCUGCACCUGGCUUGUCCAGAUCUCAAGAUGAAAAAGCCCAGCCCAGUGGAUUCUGAAUGGUCUUAGUAACCCAAUCAGAGAGAGGUGUCUAGUGGCCACAGGGCUCAGUCCCUGCUUGGGGCCUUCAGCAGGUGAGGGAUUCUCAAAAACCACCUGACUGAGCAGUAUGUGGGGAGGGAAGUAUGUGGAGAGGGAAGGGAGAGAGAAGCCAGCCUGAUGUGAGCAGUGGCU
Molecule: messenger RNA, 6028 nt
Organism: Mustela erminea (ermine)
Lineage: Eukaryota; Metazoa; Chordata; Mammalia; Carnivora; Mustelidae
Gene: BMP8B
Product: bone morphogenetic protein 8b
Exons: 7
Coding region: 18-1226 (402 amino acids)
Biological process (GO): SMAD protein signal transduction
Cellular component (GO): extracellular region
Molecular function (GO): cytokine activity; growth factor activity
Source: RefSeq, a predicted model, not a curated record